This is a messenger RNA of Nymphaea colorata (pocket water lily), 824 nucleotides long. RefSeq names its product early nodulin-93-like. The coding region runs from base 129 to 671 and encodes 180 amino acids. The transcript is spliced from 4 exons. Lineage: Eukaryota; Viridiplantae; Streptophyta; Magnoliopsida; Nymphaeales; Nymphaeaceae. The record is from RefSeq and is a predicted model, not a curated record.
AUGCAUUUUAUGAAGAUCUUAGUGAUCAUGACUUCACCAAAGCUGUGGGACGAAUGGUAAUUGUAUUGUACUAAGAGAAGAAGAAGAAAAAACCAGAGGCUGAUGGGGGCUUUGCAGGGGGCCGACCCAUGUUUUCUCCUUUGUGUUUCUCGAAAACCAGAGAACUUCGGGCCUCUGCUGUUUCCUUUUGGGCAUUAUAUAUUGUACCAACUACUGCCCUUCCCUCGACCACCCACACAUCACAAUCCUCUGUCCCUCCUUCCAACUUUCCUGCUUCCAACCCAAGUUUUCUUCUUGCUUCUUCACUAGACCUUUCUUUCUUUUUUUACUCUCAAUUCACACCUACUAUGGCUGGUGAGUCUAGUGUGCAGGCUUCAUCUCCGCUGGAGAUGAAAGGUUUCGGACCUCUUGACCAGAAACUGGCUAUGGCGAAGCGCUGUGGCCAUGAGGGAGUGGUAGCAGGAGCAAGAGCAGCUGUGGUUGCAACUGUUGCUAGUGCAGUCCCCACUUUGGCAAGCGUGAGAAUGGUACCAUGGGCAAGGCGCAACCUCAACCCCACAGCUCAGGCCCUCAUCGUCUCCUUAGUGGCUGGCUCGGCAUUCUUCAUUGUCGCGGACAAGACUGUCCUGACUACAGCAAGAAGGAACUCCUUCAAGAACAUGCAGCUCUAGAUUAAACUUUACUUUGUAUCUUUUCCUGCUACAAAUUUUAUACAGCAUCUGCUAGUGUUUGUCGUUGGGUUAUUUCAUGGCUCUAAAGUCAGUACUAUGUACAGGUUUCAUCAGACAGAAAUAUAUUAUCGAGCUGGCAAUAUUUCAAAAGCC